Thrips palmi is the source of this 1473-nucleotide messenger RNA. RefSeq names its product zinc finger BED domain-containing protein 4-like. Gene Ontology annotation, molecular function: protein dimerization activity. Bases 1 to 1473 code for a protein of 490 amino acids. Lineage: Eukaryota; Metazoa; Arthropoda; Insecta; Thysanoptera; Thripidae. The record is from RefSeq and is a predicted model, not a curated record. The transcript has 3 exons.
AUGGAGUCCAAGUACGAGAUUCUGGCAGGUGUUGUGCGGGAGAAACUGCGUGAAGCGCCCAGCCUUUGCCUGACGGCGGACAACUGGACGGAGUCGCACAGCACGUCGGGGUACUUGGGAGUGACCGUGCACUACGGCGAGGGAGUACAGAUGGAGAGCCUAGUCAUAGGACUUAUUAGACUGAUGGAAAGGCACACUGGGGUCUACUUGGGGGACAAGAUGUUGGAAUGCUGCACUGACUGGGCCAUCGAUCCCCUGCGUGUGACGGCCUGCAUCACGGACAAUGCCGAAAAUAUAAAACUAGCUGUCAAGCUGACCUUCGGCAGCAGUAAAGUGCUACCAUGCUUCGACCAUACCCUUAACUUGGUCCCGAAAGUGGCCCUGUUUGAGAAAGACAAGAACCAACAGCCCCAUGUUCCAGGAGUGGCCGAGCUGCUCAAGAAGGUCAAGGAAGUAGUGACAUUGUCCCACUGCAGCAGCAAUUUCUCCGACGAAAUUAAGAAAAUCCAAAUGGAGCAGUUCGGAAAAAGUGAGGGCACAACCCUGCGGCUCCUUCAGGAUGUCCCCACGCGCUGGGGAUCCACCUAUCUUAUGCUAGAAAGGUGGAUGGAGUUGCGGCCGGUGGUGGUUUUGGCAGCCUCCAAAUUUCCUGCUGUGAACAUGCCCAAUGCUGCAGAACAGCAAACCUUGCAGUCAAUCUUGGACCUUCUCAAACCAUUCCACGAGGCGACAAAGGAGAUGGGUGCCGAGAAAACUACAACAUUGAGUAAAUGCAUUCCGAUGUACCACCUCCUUCUGAAGGCUGUGAACGCGGUUCCUGCUGAGGGUGAUAUCGCGUCGCGUUUGAAGACUUUCCUCUCCGGGGAACUUUUGCGACGCUUCGGGGGCAUAGAGACCAACAAAAUGGUUGCUGCAGCAACUAUUUUGGACCCUAGGUUCAUCAAGCAUUACUUUCAAAGCCCCUUGGCCGCAGCCGACGCCGUUGCCUACAUAGAGGAGCAGGUGAAGCAGGAGCUGCUGCUAAACCUCACUGACGACACCGCCGCUGCGGACAAUGACACCUCUGCUGGAGAAAGUGACGCGGUGGCCGGGAACGCUGGUGGCGGUCUCUGGAGCUCGCACGCUGAGCUCGUCGCCUCCUCGAGGGAAGGCCGCACGCGCACAGGAAACGACAUCCCAGCACAAGCUCGGGCUGAGGUGCGGGGCUACUUGGGGCGAGAAAUUGUCAGCAUGGACAAGAACCCAUUGGAAGUGUGGGAAAAGCUGAAGAUACAGUAUCCGGGCAUGUACCCCGUCGCCCGCCGCCUGCUGACAACUCUCGCCACGUCCGUGUCGAUGGAGCGCGGGUUCUCGAUUGCCGGUGACAUCGCCGAUGACAAGGGCAACCGCAUCACUUCCACCCACCUGCGCCAAAGACUGUUUUUAAAGACCGUCCCCACUAAGUUUUGGGAGGCAGCUAGACUAAAGAAAUAG